AUGGCCAUGGCCGGCGAAGGCACCGGCGACGUGGUGAUGGUUCUUGACUUGUCGCGCGCCGGCAGGGAACUCUACAUCCCGCUCCGCGUCGACGGUCGUGUGCGCAACCUUCAAGUGAUCCGCCAGAUCAUCGGCGCCGGCGCUGCUGCUUACCGGCGUCCGGAAGCGAUAAUGAAUUCCUCCGUCGUCCAAGACGCAGAGGAAGAAGAAGAACGAGAGGAAGAAGAAGACCAGGCCCGCGACGGCGAUGAAGAGGAGGAGGAGGAGCAAUCCGCGGACCAGCUGCUGCCGGUGCCGCGCCUUCCUGGCCGCGUGGGGCCCAGCCCAUUCCGUUCUUCCGGCUCCGGCGCCGCCGGCCUGAUUCCCCGGCCCAUGAAGCUCGAGACGACGAGGUACGACGGCGGCGAAGCAGGAGAGGGCGGCGUGAGCACGAGAACGGGCUGCGCCAUCUGCAUGGAGGAGUACGAGGCCAGGGAUGAGCUGAGCGUGGUGCCGUGCGCCGGGAAGCACAGGUUCCACCGGAGCUGCCUCGCGCCCUGGCUCGCCCGGAAGCGCCUCUGCCCGCUCUGCCGUCAGGCGCUGCCCGCCGCCGACGACGAGCCGCAUUAA
Molecule: messenger RNA, 609 nt
Organism: Brachypodium distachyon (stiff brome)
Lineage: Eukaryota; Viridiplantae; Streptophyta; Magnoliopsida; Poales; Poaceae
Product: E3 ubiquitin-protein ligase RDUF2
Exons: 1
Coding region: 1-609 (202 amino acids)
Biological process (GO): ubiquitin-dependent protein catabolic process
Molecular function (GO): ubiquitin protein ligase activity
Source: RefSeq, a predicted model, not a curated record